UGCAAGUAGGCCGAACGAAUUCAAUAAUAUCUAAUAUUUCUAUUUGUAAAACAUUCAUAUUUAUUUAAUAAAGUACAAAUAAUCAAAUAUUAUGAGCACACAAUAUUUGUGGCCACAAUUUGUGUGCUUAACAAUCUCUCUCGCCACAACGGCUUUGGGUGUUUUCAUAGGACAAACUAAAAAUUUUCAAAACGUAUUUUACUUUGUUUUUCCUGCGACUCUCGGUGUUGAGAUAGUUAAAUUUUUUAUAAUACAAAAAUGCUUUCAAAUACCAGGAAACGCAUUUCCUAAUGCAACUGGCAAGCACAAUAAUUAUGGGACGUUAAGUUUCAUCAAAGAUUUGUUAAAAACAGUUACAAUAUUCUUGUUUGCAAUCAUUGUAGUAGCUUUUGCAUUGGGAGCCACUAAUUUAGAGGCAACGAUUUAUUUCUCAUUGAUCCUGACAUGCAUUAGCCUCCUUCCAAUUCAACUAUUUGUCGGACCUCGUUGUGCUGUACUUGUUAUGCUUUCAAGUAAAUUGGAGUUGGGAAAGCUAAUUGCUGAACAACAUUUGGACUUUUUACAAUAUGCUGCGAUUGGAGCUAUUUUGGGUAGUUGGGGAAGCUCAAUAGCGAUGCCUCUGGAUUGGGACAGACCCUAUCAAACGUAUCCAAUCCCACAAGUAGUGGGAGCAAUUGGUGGACACUUACUUGGAUGUGUAUUUUUCGUUUUGAGAACAAUGUUGAUUAAUGCUAAAAAUGAGAUAAAAAAGAAAUCAAUACUAUAGUAAUGAAAAUAAAAGUAAUUAUUUGUUAGUAAA
This is a messenger RNA of Culicoides brevitarsis, 799 nucleotides long. It is a transcript of the gene PIG-F, whose product is annotated as phosphatidylinositol-glycan biosynthesis class F protein. Gene Ontology annotation, cellular component: endoplasmic reticulum membrane. The coding region runs from base 92 to 766 and encodes 224 amino acids. The record is from RefSeq and is a predicted model, not a curated record. The transcript has a single exon. Lineage: Eukaryota; Metazoa; Arthropoda; Insecta; Diptera; Ceratopogonidae. Gene Ontology annotation, biological process: GPI anchor biosynthetic process.